Messenger RNA from Trichoplax adhaerens, 1212 nucleotides. RefSeq lists its product as uncharacterized. Gene Ontology annotation, biological process: heterophilic cell-cell adhesion; establishment or maintenance of epithelial cell apical/basal polarity. The transcript has 10 exons. Gene Ontology annotation, cellular component: plasma membrane; protein-containing complex. Lineage: Eukaryota; Metazoa; Placozoa; Uniplacotomia; Trichoplacea; Trichoplacidae. Gene Ontology annotation, molecular function: calcium ion binding. The annotation marks the transcript as partial. The record is from RefSeq and is a predicted model, not a curated record.
CCUUCGCCAUGUGCGAGUAAUCCAUGUUUAAAUGGUCAAUGCUCCGUAAUUAAUAGAGGUACUACUUAUGCCUGUGGCUGUUGGCCAGGUUAUACCGGCAAAAAUUGUGAGAGUACAGCUUUAGCGUGUGCCUCUAGUCCCUGCCAGAAUGGUGGAAAUUGUACAAACGAUUUGACUAGCUACAAUUGCUCAUGUCCUUCAAAUUAUUUUGGCCAGAACUGUGAUCAGUUGCCUGCUUGUUCCUCAAAUCCUUGCAUAACUGGCUUUUGUGUUAAUUUUAACAACAAUACUUAUCAAUGCCAGUGUAGUUCCAAAUUUACUGGCCAACGUUGUGAAUCUGGUAAAUUUAUCCCGUGCCUUGCUUGCAAUUCUAAUCCUUGCUUAAAUGGUGCUUCCUGCGUGAUCAAUGAUGUUGGUGAUUAUCAAUGCGGAUGCAUGAACGGUUUCACCGGCAAGAAUUGUGAAACACCUUCGGUGCCUUGUUACUCUAAUCCAUGCGCUUAUGGUACUUGUAAGAAUUUAUUAAACGCAUAUUUAUGCGAAUGCACACCGGGCUACACUGGUAUAAAUUGCGCUGAAGAUAUCAAUGAAUGCCUACCAAAUCUUUGCGUCCAUGGAAGCUGUAACAAUCUAGUUAACAUGUUUAACUGCUCUUGUACAAAUGGAUGGAAAGGAAGACUUUGCAAUAAUUCCAUUGGAUGUACAUCCAAUCCUUGCUUAAAUGGACAGUGUACAGAUAUGACAGAUGGCUAUACAUGUAACUGUACAGUUGGUUUCACUGGCAUUCAGUGUGAAACCGUUUCAUCGGGAUGUGACUCUAACCCAUGUAUCCGUGGAUUUUGCUUGAACGAUAAUACCAUUGGAUAUAGGUGUAUUUGCCCUUCGGGAUAUACUGGCAAGCAAUGUAAUACAGACAUUGAUGAAUGCAAAGUUGGUGGUUUCUGUUCUCCUGAUGCUGUAUGUACCAAUUUGAUGGGCUCUUAUUCUUGCACCUGUAAAGAUGGCUUUAUUGGAAAUGGAACAUAUUGCAGAGAUAUUAACAUCUGUGGCAGUAAUUCUUCGCUUUGCCAUCAGCUUUGCUUGAAUGGAGAUGGCGGCUAUCGAUGCGAUUGUGAAAUUGGUUAUACGUUACAGAAAGAUAAUCGUACUUGCAAAGGUAGGUUAUGCUUUCGAGCAUUAAUUAUUUCGUCGGCUAGAUGUUGUAACCCAUGA